AUGCCAGGCGCGAAGGAGGCAGAAGAGGAUCCGGAUCGCUUGUCCCUGCAGAUCGUGAAGAGUCCAUGGUUUGACAAAUGUUGCGCCAUCUUGAUUUGCUUGAAUGCCCUGACGAUUGGGCUGGAAGUGGAGCUUGUUGCCUACGGCUUGGCGCCCUCGGGAUCGACGGGCUUUCGAAUUAUUCAAGUUGCUUUCUGCGUUUUGUUUGCAGCAGAGCUGGCGAUGAGAAUGGCUGCAUUUCGAAUGCGCUUUCUUACGGACCGUAUUGACAAGCCGUGGAAUAUAUUUGACACAAUAAUUGUGUCACUCUCUACCGUGGAGCUCGUGCUGACUAUGAUCUUCCAAGACAGCACAGCAACUCUUUCGGUGGUUCGCUUCGCGCGCAUUAUCCGUGUGGCGCGCAUCAUCCGAAUGACGCGAUUUUUGCGGCAACUCCGCACUCUGGUGUACACAAUACUGCAUACAUUGAGCUCGCUUUGUUGGACAGCGCUGGUUAUGCUCAUCAUCAUUUACCUGUUCGCAGUCAGCAUUACUGAGUCGUCUUUGGAGUUCUCGCUUCGGCAACCAACUCACUCGGAUGACCUGGAUGAGUUGAUCCGGAACUUCGGCACGCUGGAGCGCACGGCAUACACGUUGUUCAAGUCAGUGUGUGGAGGUGUCAGCUGGGGUGAGCCAGCAAGUUCUCUAUUCCUGCUUGGGCCCUUUUACGUAUUCUUGAUGUUGCUGUACGUGAUGUUCAUGCUUUUUUGCAUGGCGAACGUCGUAACAGGAUUUUUUUGCGAGCACGCUUUUGAAAUGGCCCAAGCUGACAAAGAUCAAGUCAUCAUGGAUCAAAUUCGACAAAGAGAGGAGCAUAUCUGCAGCUUCAAAGUUUUGUUUGGACAUGUGGAUGAAGACGAUUGUCAAAGCAUCACGUUCGAGCAGCUGGAGGAACUUUUGGCCCGAGAGGAUAUGCAAGCUUAUCUGGCACUCCUGGACAUUACCGUGGAAUCCAGCUCAAAUAUGUUCAAGCUCUUGGACACGGACGGCAGUGGGGAGCUGUCAGUGGAGGAAUUCGUGGAUGGGCUGCUUCGACUGAAAGGGCAGGCGAAGACCAUUGACCUUGUGGGGCUACGGCACGACAUCAGGCGCCAGGCGGUGGUCAUGGCGGAUUUCAUGGUCUUCGUGGAGGAGCAAUUCGACACGAUCCUGGGCAACGCAGGCGGACCGCUUCCAAGCCCGGCCGAGAGAGAGCCUGUGUCGCGGCGCAUCACCCAGGGGACUCAGGGGACCCAGAAGCAGCGCAAGUCCACGUGGGCCCCAAUUCGAAGAACGACGGUCAGCGGGCCGUAGCGGCGCGGCCAAGUUCGUUUCACCCGGUGUCAUCCAGUGACCGCGACUUCGUGCUUGCAGCCCAGCGCGGCUGAAGUACAACGGAAUGGGCUGAUGCCAUUUUUUGCUUUUUUAACGUGGCAAAGGCCCGUUUGACAAACCCUUCCAAGAAGGAGUUGAAGCCUUCCAGCUAUAAGUCACGCC
Messenger RNA from Effrenium voratum, 1515 nucleotides. Lineage: Eukaryota; Dinophyceae; Suessiales; Symbiodiniaceae. The record is from the annotation of a GenBank genome assembly.